Messenger RNA from Talpa occidentalis (Iberian mole), 6548 nucleotides. It is a transcript of the gene AMZ1, whose product is annotated as archaelysin family metallopeptidase 1. The transcript has 7 exons. The coding region runs from base 383 to 1858 and encodes 491 amino acids. The record is from RefSeq and is a predicted model, not a curated record. Gene Ontology annotation, molecular function: metallopeptidase activity. Lineage: Eukaryota; Metazoa; Chordata; Mammalia; Eulipotyphla; Talpidae. Gene Ontology annotation, biological process: proteolysis.
CCUCUCCGGGGCCCGUCGCUUUCCACGGGUGCUGCCCCUCCGCGGUGACGUCAUGCCGGGACCUCCUCGAUUUUCCGAGCCCCUGCCAAGAGCCCACGCUGCUCUCAGCCAACUUGCGGUCCCGCCGUCCGCGGGCGCGAGGGCAGCGCUGCCAGGGUGUCCGGCGGCCAGGAGGUGUCCAUCCUGUCCCCUGCUGUGCCAAGGAGGCCCAAUGCUGGGCACAUCCAUCUGUGGGGAGCCCUCAGCAGCCACUCUGGUCAGACCUAGGGAAAAUUCUGGAAGAGAUUGUGGCCAUCCUUGCAUGGUUCAUGGGCAGCAGCAGGGGUUCUUGGAUGUGGCCAGGCCUGGGGGCCGUCCCUGAGUCCCCGCCUGUCCACCCACCAUGCUGCAGUGCAGGCCCGCCCAGGAGUUCAGCUUUGGCCCCCGGGCCCUAAAGGACGCACUGGUGUCCACGGACACAGCCCUGCAGCAGCUCUACGUGUCCACCUUCUCCCCCGCCGAGAGGCUUUUCCUGGCUGAGGCCUACAACCCCCAGAGGACCCUCUUCUGCACCCUGCUCAUCCGUACCGCCUUCGACUGGCUCCUUAGCCGCCCCGAGGCUCCUGAGGACUUCCAGACCUUCCAUGCGGCGCUGCUGCCCAGGAAGCAGAGCCAGGCCCGGAAGCACAUCUACCUGCAGCCCAUAGAUCUGAGCGAGGGGCCGGCAGACGCUCUCCUUGACCACCUACGGAGCUGCACGGAGGCCUUCUUCCUGGGCCUGCAGGUCAAGUGCCUGCCCUCGGUGGCGGCCGAGUCCAUCCGCUGCUCCUCUCGCCCCAGUCGGGAUGCGGACAGCCUCCAGCUCCACGCAGAUGGCAUCCUGUCUUUCCUGAAGAGCAGCAAGCCGGGCGACGCCCUGUGUGUGCUGGGCCUGACGCUGUCUGACCUGUACCCUUGCGAGGCCUGGAGCUUCACCUUCGGCAUGUUCCUUCCGGGGCACGAAGUGGGCAUCUGUAGCUUUGCCCGGUUUGUGGGGGAGUUCCUGCAGAUGGGGCCCAGCGCCUCUGAUCCAGCCCCGACAGAGGUGGCAGCCAGCGGCCCUGAGAAUCCCCUGCAGGACAGAGGCUGGACCCUGUGCUUCAACGCCCUGGGGAUGGCCCAGUGCUGCAAGGUUGUGUGCCAUGAGCUCUGCCACCUCCUUGGCCUGGGGAACUGCCGCUGGCUCCGCUGUCUCAUGCAGGGGGCACUCAGCCUGGAUGAGGCCCUGGGGCGGCCCCUGGACCUCUGUCCCAUCUGCCUGCGGAAGCUGCAGCACAUCCUGGGCUUCAGGCUCGUAGACAGGUACAAGAGGCUCCAUGCCUGGACUCGAGCAGCGGUGGGGCUGCGGCCCGGCCAGGAGGCAUCCCUGUCGGAGGACACCCUGCCCUGCAGCGCUGACUCAGGCCUGUGCUGCGAGAGCGACUCGGAGCCCGGCACCAGCCUGUCAGAGCCCCUCACUCCGGAUGCGGAGCUGGAGCCCGAGGACGGGCUGAGCUCCCUGGCAGCCUCCGAGGGCCUGCCGCAACUGGGAACCCCGGCAGAGGCCAUCGAGGAGCAUGGACGGUGGCUGGCGAUGUGCAUCCAGGCCCUGGAGAAGGAGGUGACUGAGGAGGAGCUGGCGAGGGUGGACAGGGCCGUGGACGGCCUUGCUCGGUGGGAAAUGUUCACGGGCCGGCUCCCGGUCACCAGGCAGGAACUGCCCUGCGGCAGAGACGGAGACGGCACAGGGCUACGCAAGGUCCUAGGGGACAAGUUCUCCUCCUUAAGGAAGAAGCUGAGCACCCGCAAACUGUCCAGAACGGACUCGUCCCCCUGUCGCUGGAAGGAGGAGGAGAAUUAGCACAGCUUGUGCACCAUCGGCCAGGGCCUGUAUUUCCCUGGGACAAUGGUUCUACCCCCUACAUUUGAUUGUGGCCAAGGGUGGCCCCACUGUGGGUCAGAAGGAAAGGCUCUGCACUCGGCCACAGCCUCAGUGUGACCCGUGGCACUAACAGAGGAUGGUGGGAGGCACGUGCCCCCAUAUUUUUGGCUGGAGCUCAGGGUCCUGUUCCUACAAACGUGGCUGCCAAGGCCCAUAACUGGGGUCUCCCCUCAACAGGGAAGCAGAGUUUUUUACCUUCUGUCUAGAAUAUCUAUCCCACACUCAGAAAGGGUUGCUUUCUGUGAGACUUCACUCAGGAGUCUGUGAGAAGUUCUGGAAGGUCACCACUCACCUGGAACUAGCUCACUGAGGCCUGCCAUUUCUUUAGUUGAAUGUCGCAGGAAAGGCGGGUGUCUAAGUUGCAGGUUUGAAGGUGCUGCCAGGCUACCUACUGGAAAUUGCAGCAGGGUUUCCUUCGUGGGACAACUUCUGCCAAAGGUGACUUGCAAUGUUAAUAGCAACUAGGUCAAGGUGGGGGAGGGGCGGGAGGAGGAGAGAGAGAGAGAGAGAGAGAGAGAGAGAGAGAGAGAGGAGUGAGAAGAGUAUUUACAGCAGUUGCUGAGCGAAAAACUGAUAUCAGGUUUUCCAAAAUAGGAAGUUCCGAUUUGGUAGGUUAUGUUUUGGGUUUGGGAACAUUCAAACAUUUUUUUUUCAAUAAAUGAAUGCUAAUAGUGCUCCCAGACCUAAAACACAACCUCUGAAUCAGGACAUUCUACCUUCAGAACCUGGGGAGACCUGUCUAUGUUAAAAUACCCAGCCCUGAUGUGGAUAUGACCGUGUUCCUUUCAGUUUGUCAAAUCACACUUCCCAUCACUGCUCUUUUACGUGCACCUACAUUUGAUUGAUGAAUCCCUCCUGCCACCAUUAUCAAAUGCCCUAGCUGGCCUGCAGGGAGAAGCUGGUUUCCCAUGUGGAAAGAGGCAAGAACAGGGGCAGUGCCUACAUUUUGAAGGCAGCUUACACAGUUUUGGUGGUCUGGUAAGAAAAACAGUACAAAAAACAAAUAGAAUUAAGGGGGGCCUACCCGGAAGAGCUGAAGCUUCCUUGUAAUCUGACACCAGGCACAGCCAGGAUUCCACCCAGGAAAACUCAGAGAUGAGUACACACUGAAUUUAAAGUCGUUCCGGGUCCCCUGUUCUGUUCAGCAGAGCUUCCAGGAGGCAUCAUGAAGGUCUGGGAGGUAACACUGAUGGGGGAAGGGAAGGUGAGGAGGAGCUGGGCACACCCCACAGAAGGGGAAAGGGUGCUGUGUGACGAAAGACCCAAAUCCUGACAGCUUAAAACUCUGACAAUCUAUUCAGCUUAUGACUCUGUAAUGCAGUUGGGGGGUGGAGGCGGCAGGGGUCUGCUCCUGUGAGCUCAGCUGGCCUCGGUGUGUCCAUGUGGCUUGAGCCUCCUCGCAUAUGAGGAUGAUGGCUGGCUCCCAAAGGCGGGGGUGCCCAGACAGUCAGCUGGAAGUGGGUAGUCUUUCAGACUGACCUUGCCAAGUCCUAGUGCAUCACUGCUGCCAUUAACACUUGGUUCUGGGGAAGGGACAGAUUCCACCUCUGAAUCCAAGGAAAAGUAUGUGAGAUGGGAAAGCACUUACGAAAAAUCUGUCCCAGUCAGCUUCCACUGCUUGGUUUGGCCAUCACACCUGCCACAUAAUCUUACCUGUUUUCCAGUUCCCUCCAGUCUUCUGCGAAGGGUUUGCUGCUGAAAUGAUGCAAGGUAAAAUAGAGGUGAUGAAGCUAGAACAGCCUGUCUCAGAUUGAAGGUGGGCUUGGCGGUCAUGUGUGUGCCAUGGUGGGUACCAGAUUCCAGCACCGUCCACUGGUGCCCAUGGCCGUCACCUGUGAUAUGUCCUAAAGCACCUUCAUGUGGAAAAGGACAAGCCACAAACAAUAGGACUCGCCUGCUGGCCUCUACAGGCUGCAGAUGGAGAUGACUUUCUAAGAUAGCUGUGGAAGAACAGAAAUGGUUUGAAAAUAGAGUCUUCAGGAAUAGAGAUCAGAAAUGCCUUCGAGCAAAUAUUAGCUCCAGGUUCUGUCUGUGAUGGAGCAAAGAGCAGUUUGGGAAGGAGAUGAGGGAGAGAGAUAAGGAUGCCACCUCCUCCUGCAAAGGCAUGGCUCUCAGAUCUGCCAAAAUUCAAGCUCAGGUGAUCCAGAUGAGCAUCGGAGCCGAGCGGAACCGAAACAUCUACAGACAAUGGCUCUCGAGGAACAGGUACCCUGGGUUUUGUUUUUGAAAGGUAGAUGUCAGUUUCACUUCUCUCCUUACUGUCCAAAGCCCCUGAGGUUCACAAGGUCAGGUCCCCCGCUUGCGGAAGAUGCCCUUCUGAGAACCUCCCUCACACAGCUCAGCAGGCCCAGGCAGAGGGGCCCAAACGGAGCUAAAAAUACUCUGGGGUCAUGACAGUAUCUGUGUGGCUGUUAGAUUGCGGGAGGGGGAUGGGAAAUACAUGUGGUCCUCUAAUGUAGCUUAAACACACACCCAGGGAUGAACAGCAUUGCCCUGGCGAUGAGGCAGUAAAUCCCGCUUCCGGCAGCCUAGCAUUCCUCUUCCUGUCUCAUGGACCCCACUCUUCCUCCCUGGAGCCCAAACUCACCAUCAUAAUGGUGAGAGGGGAAUCAUUUUGAACUCCCCCACCUAGGAUGGGACAGGAGGAAACAGUCUCAUUUCCAGAGCGUGGGUCAGGGAGGAGGAGGUGGGGCUGUUCAUGCCAUCCCAGGAGACACUGAGGCAGACCUUUCUGUGAUGAGAGAAAUCUCCGAAAGGGCUUAAGGAAAAAUAAACACCAUGGCUUAGCCAAGCAGCUAAUGUUAAAGCUACGAGUCCAAAUUUAGAUACUACCAAGUUCAAAGAAGAUGCUGCAGCAUUCCCGGGACACUCACGGGUAAAUGAGGGGUCCGCAGGGGCCAAACAGGCGGGGCUGGGCUGGGAAAGGACGCAGAGCUUCCCUGUAAAUAAACUCCACUUUUGAACGAGUCCCUUCUAAGUGCCAGGGAAUUUCUAACAUCCCCCAGGCUUGAUUCUCAAAACAUCCCUGCAAGGCGGAUGUUCGCAGCCCCAUUUUAUGGUGGAGGAGGCGGAGACAGAGACUUGGUAAUCUGCCCGAGGCUAAAAUGUGGAGGCGCUGUAGUUCAGGCCUCUUUUGUGCUGAAGCCAGACCUGUGUUCUAGGUCUUUCUUAGAAAAGCACACUGAAUAGGUCUGGGCAGGAAGGAGAGUCGAAAAGAAGGCAUGGGGUGGGCAAGCCCACACGCUGAUUCCUAAAUGGCACCCUCUCCCGGGCCCGCCCUUGGUUUCUGAGGUCACCGGGAAGAGCGCUGGCCACCGCAGCACUUUCAGGCUCAGGGCUCCCUGGAGGUCGGACAAGGGCCUGGGUGGGUGGCCAGGUCUCCUGGGUGAAGAUGCCAACUUAAAGCCCAGAGUUGCUGGGGCUUCACUGAUUUGUUUGUAUAAAGAGGGCGAGUCCCCAUCAGGAAUAUUUUUAUCCUGUGAAGACUGGGAGAACCAAGGCUUCCUGGGGUGGUUCAGACCUCACCUGGAGCCUGGGAGAGGCCCUCAGAGAGGAGGCCCCAGGGCCUUCCGGCUCUCCCCAGCCUGCUCUCCUAGUGGGGGGCAGAGCAGCUGAGCCUUGAUGGCUGUAGGGGCAACUCCAAAGUAGAGGCACCAGAUUUCCAGAGAACAGCACAUUUAUGGACCUCAGGCCAUCAGGCAUGGAAGUUAAACACUGCAGCAUAAUCUAGGAAACCUAUUUCUUUAUAGCAAAGAACCAUGGCUUUGAAAGCUGUUAAAAUAACUGUAAAUAAAGGGUAGAAACAGCUAACAGAGCCUGCCUUUUCCAGCCUCACAGCAUCACCUUGAUUAAUGAGGACCCAGAAUAACUGAGAUCUAUUUUUGAAUUUGGCUUCUUGGGUAAAGAGGCAAAUGAAAACAAGCUUAUGUCGGAGGUUAUUUUAAAAAGCAACUUCCAAGAAAUGUCCGAGGGCCACUAUGUGUUCAGUCCAGUCUGCCUCCACCUCCUUCUCAGUGAGGGCCCAGGCGACUGGAGGACUUGCUCAUCAGAUAAGCAGGUGACACCCUACUUCCUCGGCUGCCAGCGGACUCGCCCCAGGGAGAGCUACAACAAAUGCACCAGGAACAAAACCAACCUGCUCUCAGUUCCCCAGACAGCCACACCCCGGCACUGCCACAACACACUGCUGUUGCUUUGAAAUUCGGCCAGGCUGGGCCCAUCGGCCAUUCACAGCCCCUGCACCCCAAGCUCUGCAGUGCAGGGGUUCCUUACCGCAGCUUCCCUCUUGGCUCUUCCUUCAUGCUGUCCGGUGCACGGCUGAAAUGUCAUUUCUUGGUUCCACCAAUGUUCCAAGUGCAUGCGUGUCCUUUUUGACCUGUGAUAGUGGAGAACUAAUUAGGAAGCUGCCUGUGGCUCACCUUGACUCCUGGGCCAUUUCUAGCAUGUGGAGGUGCGCGCCUGCUCACCUGCCACAUGGACAAGAGGCCCGAGUAGAAGCAGAAGGUGCCUGGGGCUGUGUGGGACUGGUCUGAAUUUGCCCAUCACCUUCUCUUAUCCCUUAUUCAGCAGGAGUCCACUUACUUUCAGUUUCUCCCAACACCUGCUUAAA